This is a messenger RNA of Adineta steineri, 1233 nucleotides long. NCBI's taxonomy places the organism in Eukaryota, Metazoa, Rotifera, Eurotatoria, Adinetida, Adinetidae. The record is from the annotation of a GenBank genome assembly.
AUGCAAACCGAUAGUGAAUGUGAAAGUGAUGUUUCAUCAAUAGCUGAUUCAUCAGUAACAAAUCCAAAUCAAUUAAUAGUUAAUCGUGAACAUUUAUUAAAACGUGUUGAUUCUUUAUCACAAGAAAAUCGUGUUCUUAAAGUUGAACUUGAAACAUACAAAUUACGUUUAAAAGCUUCACAACAAGAAAUCAAACAAUUAAAACAUGCAAGUGUUCAUAUGCAAGCUAAAGCUGAACAAGAAGAAGAAUUUAUUUCAAAUACACUUUUAAAAAAAAUUCAAGAAUUAAAAAAAGAAAAAGAAACUUUAGCAAAUAAUUAUGAACGUGAAGAAGAAUUUUUAACAAAUGAUUUAUCAAGAAAAUUACAACAAUUAAGAGAAGAAAAACAAACUUUAGAACAAUCAUUAGAACAAGAACAAGCAUCACAAAUUAAUAAAUUAUUAAAAAGAAUUAAACGUUUAGAAGCUGAAACGAUUAAUAAACAAACUACUCUAGAACAAUUAAAAAGAGAAAAAAUUGAAUUAGAAAAUACUUUAGAAAAAGAACAAGAAUCAUUAGUUAAUCGAUUAUGGAAAAGAAUGGAAAAAUUAGAAACAGAUAAAAGAUUACUUCAACAAAAACUUGAACAACCUGAUCAAACAAUUAAUUCAACAAAUACUGAUUGUCAUCCAUCAUCAUCAGUUGAUUCAACAAUUGUAAAUACAAAUCCAGUAUCAAUAAUAUCAACCGAUGAUAUGUCAUCUCGUUCAAAUUCAGUUAUAUCAGCAAAUAUAACAAAUCGUCUUUCAUUACCAAAUGUUGAUCAUAUUCAACAAUUAAAACGUGAAGUUGAUAAACUUAAAAGAGAAUUAAGUCAUACACAAGAAUCACAUCGACAAAAAAUGGAACAAUUCGUACGAGAAGAACAAGAUAUUAGAAAUGAAAAUUUACGUUUACAACGAAAAUUACAACUUGAAGUUGAUCGUCGUGAACAACUCUGUCGACAAUUAAGUGAAAGUGAAUCAUCACUUGAAAUGGAUGAAGAACGUGCAUUAAAUGAACGAAUGAAAGCUUUUCCUAAACAACAAAGAACUAGUUCAUCAUCUCAACAACAUUUACAACGUUCAAGAACAGUUUCAAGUCCAUCAUCAAAUCAGAAUUUAAAUCUUGAACAAAACUCAUCAACAACAAAUGAUUUUCAAAGACCACGACCUCCAUCAACUAGUUUAGAUAAUCCUAAUCAAAUGGAAUAG